Messenger RNA from Ogataea parapolymorpha DL-1, 672 nucleotides. RefSeq names its product General control protein GCN4. NCBI's taxonomy places the organism in Eukaryota, Fungi, Ascomycota, Pichiomycetes, Pichiales, Pichiaceae. Gene Ontology annotation, molecular function: RNA polymerase II cis-regulatory region sequence-specific DNA binding; DNA-binding transcription factor activity, RNA polymerase II-specific. The record is from RefSeq and is a predicted model, not a curated record. The transcript has a single exon. Bases 1 to 672 code for a protein of 223 amino acids. Gene Ontology annotation, biological process: positive regulation of cellular response to amino acid starvation. Gene Ontology annotation, cellular component: transcription regulator complex.
AUGUUGUUAGGAGAAUCAGUUUUCAGUGCUUUUGCAGAGCCCCCAUCGGCUAAACCAGUCGACCUCGAUGAAUUGCUCUUCGAUACGAGGGGUUCUCAUUUUGAUGAUCACAAUGCUGAUCAGGCUCUACGUUCCAAUACGGGCCUUACGAUUUCACCUUUUGAAAUCCAUUCCUCUGUUAUCGAUUCCAUUUUUGAGGAUCCAGAUGCUCAAGCAGCUCCAAUGUUCGAGCCAAGAGAGGAUUCUUCCUCUUGGGAGCCACUUUUCAAGGAAGAAGAUGAUCUCAUCCAGUUAGCUGUCGAGUCCACUCCUGCUAUUAAAGAGGAGAUUUUGCCUAAGACAUCGGUGACCUCACCUUUGACAGACAUGGAAGAGUCUACCCGUUCGGCUUCUUGUACUAGCGAGGCUUCCACGCCUAAGAAAGAUCGCUUUGGAUGUACUCCUUACACUAGAAAGAAGAGGGCUCUUCCACUAGAACCUGUUGUUCCUGAAGGUGCUGAUGCUGUCGCUAUCAAGAGGGCUAAGAACACUGAAGCUGCUAGAAGGUCUCGUGCUCGUAAAAUGGAAAGAAUGUCUCAGCUUGAGGAUAAGUGUGAGUCGUUGAUGCAAGAAAACGAGUCUUUGAGAUCAGAAGUUGCUCGUCUCAAGGAUCUUCUGCAGCGGUCUUCGUAA